GAAGCGUUCCUCAGGUCAAAGUGGUAGAUCUACCCGAUCGAUCGGUUAAGUGUUCUAAUAAAAUAAUUUUAUGGCUGGUAGAGGCACCUUCGGAAAUCCCGAACAUAAAGAACCGUAAUAAUGGGCAAUAAAAGACUUCAAAAAUUAGUGCAUGUUAUUAUAAUUAUGUUGUACUCUAUAGAAAUAAGAAGUUCUAUACAGAAAGAAGCGUUCCUCAGGUCAAAAUGGUAGAUCUACACGGUCGGUCGGCUAAGUGUUAAAAGAUAAAUAUGAUGAAGCUAUAAAAAACUUAAGAGAUAUCAAGUAACUGACACAAAUUAAAUUAAAAAAUUAAUUAGAUACUACACACAGAGAAUUGGUACUUGCAAACUAUAAUUAAAGCUACACAAACAUCUACAAGCCAAGUAGAAUCUAUUAAAUACCAAAUUCAAAUGCAAAAAAUUCGAUUUAAUACAUUACAAACAACAGUAUCGCACGUUGAGAGUAAGCUUCAUGAAAAAGGAGGAAUUAGAAGCUGACAAAGCAAAAAGUUUCAUUGGUUUGUAAAUAUCACGAUCUUGAUGAACUCGUGUUAUUGCAAUUUAGACAACUAAAAGACUUACAAGAUAAAAGAAGUUUAUAUGUUCAUCAAGGAGUUGCUUAUAAGGAUUAUACAAAACAAUUGAAGGAAACAAGUCCUUCUUGCCCUUUAUGUCACAGAGGUUUUGAAGAACACCAAGCUGUUGAGAAUUUGUUAAGGAAAAUGGAAAACGAAAUGGAAAGUCACCCAAACCGUUUAAAGAAAUGUGAAACAGAAUUGGAAAUACAGCAAGAAAAAUAUGAUAAGAUGUUGCAGCUGAAACCAGUGAUCGAAAAAAUAGUACACUUUGAAGAAAAUGAGCUGGAAAAUUUAAUGAAUAAUUUAGGAAAGUCUAAAUCUGAACUAGCAAAAUUACAGACGUCUAUAACGGAAUUAAAAAACGAGAAAUCUGAUCCCGAAAAGAGAUUAACGUUGACCCAAAAUAUCAUGAGUGAUAUUGUGUUAUGGGAUAGAUGCAUUGAUGACAUAACAAAACAUAAACAGACGAUUGAAGUUUAAUAUACAAAUUACAACAAAUAUUUUUUUACAUCUAGGUAUUAAAUCAGAGCGUAGCAUUGAAGAAGCUCAAAGAGAAAGGGAUGAGUUGAAAACGCUAUUGAAAACCAUUCGUCGUGAUAUCGAAAAUUUGCAGUCCUCGAUAAAUACACAGAAUGAAAAACUGUAUAACGCUCGGGAGGAAUUAAACGCAUUACAUGAAGAACAAUUAAAAAUACGUGCAGGUGUGCAAGAAGUAAAACAGUUACAAGAGAAACUGGAAACACUAUACUCGAAGGAGGUUUUGUUGGGGAAAUUGGUGGAUGAUUUGAAGCAAAAAUGUACAGUAGCCGAAGGCAAUCUAACUUUAGGAAUCGAAAAAUUAGAGAAGAAGAAGAAAGAAAAUUGGAAGAAACAGGAAAUGGAUAGAAAAAUAUUAGCUGAAGGGUUUAGACGUUUAUCCGAUUUAGAAAAAAUACAAGAUGAUGUCGAUGCAUUUGUGUACCGUAAAAUUCCUGAAGCUUUAGAACAUUCCGAAAAUAAGAUCAAACGUUAUGAAAUCUCAAUUAAGAAUUUUCGAUCUGAGAAAAGCAAAUCUGAAGCAGAUAUAAACAAACUGAAAGAACAAAUCACUCUUCACGAAGUUCUAAAAAGAAAUUUAUCUGAUAAUGUACAGUUACGGAGAGAGAGGGAGAAAUCUAAAACUUUACAACAAGAAUAUUCAGAUUUAAGAAAUGAGUUGAUGUCUAUAAAUUAUACUCAAAUUAUGGAAGAGUUGCAGAACAUGUGCGAGCGAGAAGAAGUCCUCCUGAGACAGAGAAACAUCUCAAUAGGUAACCAAGAGGAAUUAGAACUAGUCGUAGAGCAGGGUACAACAGAAUUGAAGCAGGACCUGUACAAACUAGCACAUAAAAGAUAUAAGAGAAAAUGUAUAGAGAUAACGACUGUAAAACAAACGAUAUCAACUUUGAAAGUGUACAGUCAAACACUGGACAGAGCUGUCCUAAAAUUUCACGAAGACCGUAUGGCAUCGGUCAACAGAAUUAUGAAGAGGCUUUGGAAACUUGUAUAUACUGGUUCCGAUACUACGUCUAUAGAAAUUCGUACGGACGCUACCAAAUCUGUAGGUGGUGCAAAAAGAUCAUACACCUAUAAAUUGAUUCAAACAAAACAUGGUCAUGAAAUUGACAUGAGGGGUCGCUGCAGUGCUGGACAAAGAGUUCUAGCCUCUAUAAUUAUAAGACUUGCCUUAGCGGAGACUUUCUGCAAAGAUUGCGGAAUUCUUGCCUUGGACGAACCAACAACAAAUUUAGAUCAAGAAAAUGCAGACAGUUUAGCAGAUGCAUUAGCCACUGUUGUCAAAUUACGAUCCCAAUAUUAGAAGAAUUUUCAACUGGUUGUAAUUAGUCAUGAUGAAAGGUUUUUGUUCAAAUUAGCUGAAUUAAGUGAAAAUAGAGGCUU
Megalopta genalis is the source of this 2515-nucleotide messenger RNA. The record is from RefSeq and is a predicted model, not a curated record. NCBI's taxonomy places the organism in Eukaryota, Metazoa, Arthropoda, Insecta, Hymenoptera, Halictidae.